This is a messenger RNA of Peromyscus leucopus (white-footed mouse), 3948 nucleotides long. It is a transcript of the gene Pam, whose product is annotated as peptidylglycine alpha-amidating monooxygenase. The coding region runs from base 357 to 3287 and encodes 976 amino acids. Lineage: Eukaryota; Metazoa; Chordata; Mammalia; Rodentia; Cricetidae. The transcript is spliced from 25 exons. Gene Ontology annotation, cellular component: membrane; extracellular region. Gene Ontology annotation, molecular function: copper ion binding; peptidylglycine monooxygenase activity; protein binding. The record is from RefSeq and is a predicted model, not a curated record. Gene Ontology annotation, biological process: peptide metabolic process.
UUUGCUGAGGACAAAUGCUGUAAUGUGUUAGUCAUCCAUUAUCGGCUUCUAUUUUUGCAGGUUCCGAAUGAUGACUGACGCGGGUCUGCGCGAUAGCCCUCACAGCCCCUGUCAUUGGGAGCGAUAAGGACCUCGCACGUCCGGCAGCCGCACCGGGGCUCAAGGCGCUCUGGAGGGCGGGCGGCUCCCGCGGGCGGAGCGGACUCCAGUGCCGCUUCCCACGCACCGGGACCAGACCUCCCGGACCCGGCUGCCCGCGCGUCGCCCGUCGCUCGGGGCCAUGAAGUAGCAGUGGCCGCCAGCCCUGCCCUCCCGCCGGCCCGGCUGCUGCACGCUGCCCCGGCCCCAGCUCGGACAUGGCCGGACGCGCCCGCAGCCUGCGGCUGCUGCUGCUGCUGCUCACCCUGCAAGGCAGCUGCCUGGCCUUCAGAAGCCCACUUUCUGUCUUUAAGAGGUUUAAAGAAACUACCAGAUCCUUUUCCAAUGAAUGCCUUGGAACCACCAGACCCGUAACUCCCAUUGAUUCAUCAGAUUUUGCAUUGGAUAUUCGCAUGCCUGGGGUCACACCUAAAGAGUCUGACACAUACUUCUGCAUGUCCAUGCGUUUGCCUGUGGAUGAGGAAGCCUUUGUGAUUGACUUCAAGCCUCGUGCCAGCAUGGAUACUGUCCAUCAUAUGCUACUUUUUGGAUGCAAUAUGCCUUCAUCCACUGGAAGUUACUGGUUUUGUGAUGAAGGAACCUGCACAGAUAAAGCCAAUAUUCUAUAUGCCUGGGCAAGAAAUGCCCCUCCCACCCGGCUCCCCAAAGGUGUUGGAUUCAGAGUUGGAGGAGAGACUGGAAGCAAAUACUUUGUCCUUCAAGUUCACUAUGGGGAUAUUAGUGCUUUUCGAGAUAAUCACAAGGACUGCUCUGGUGUGUCCUUACAUCUCACACGGGUGCCACAGCCUUUGAUUGCUGGCAUGUACCUUAUGAUGUCUGUUGACACUGUGAUACCACCAGGAGAGAAAGUGGUGAAUUCUGAUAUUUCGUGCCAUUAUAAAAUGUAUCCCAUGCAUGUGUUUGCCUACAGGGUCCACACUCACCAUUUAGGUAAGGUAGUGAGUGGAUACAGAGUAAGAAAUGGACAGUGGACGCUGAUCGGACGCCAGAGCCCUCAGCUGCCACAGGCUUUCUACCCCGUGGAGCACCCAGUAGAUGUUACUUUUGGUGACAUCCUGGCAGCAAGAUGUGUAUUCACUGGGGAAGGAAGGACAGAAGCCACCCACAUCGGUGGCACAUCUAGUGAUGAAAUGUGCAACUUAUACAUCAUGUAUUACAUGGAAGCCAAAUAUGCCGUUUCCUUCAUGACCUGUACACAGAACGUGGCCCCAGAUAUGUUCAGAACUAUACCAGCAGAGGCCAACAUUCCAAUAGCCGUAAAAUCUGACAUGGUGAUGAUGCAUGGCCAUCACAAAGAAACAGAAAACAAAGAUAAAAUUGCUCUAACCCAGCAGCCAAGGCAUGAAGAGGAAGAGGUGUUAGAGCAGGGUGAUUUCUAUUCACUGCUUUCCAAGCUGCUAGGAGAGAGGGAAGAUGUGGUUCAUGUGCACAGAUAUAACCCUGCAGAAAAGGCAGAAUCCGGUUCAGACACAGUAGCUGAGAUUGCAAACGUAGUCCAGAAAAAGGACUUGGGUCCGUCUGAUGCAAGAGAGGGUGCAGAACGUGAGGAAAGGGGCAAUGCUAUCCUAGUCAGAGACAGAAUCCACAAAUUCCACAGACUAGAGUCAACUUUGAGGCCAGCUGAGAGCAGAGCUUUCUCCUUGCAGCAGCCUGGUGAAGGUCCCUGGGACCCAGAACACUCAGGAGAUUUCCAUGUGGAGGAGGCACUGGACUGGCCUGGAGUAUACUUGUUACCAGGCCAGGUUUCUGGUGUGGCACUGGAUUCUAAGAAUAACCUAGUGAUUUUCCACAGAGGUGACCAUGUUUGGGAUGGAAACUCUUUUGACAGCAAAUUUGUUUACCAGCAAAGAGGCCUGGGACCAAUUGAAGAAGAUACGAUUCUAGUCAUAGAUCCAAACAAUGCUGCAAUCCUCCAGUCCAGUGGGAAGAACCUGUUUUAUUUACCACAUGGCUUGAGUAUAGAUAAAGAUGGAAAUUACUGGGUCACAGACGUGGCUCUUCAUCAGGUGUUCAAACUGGACCCACAUAGCAAAGAAGGGCCUCUCUUAAUUCUGGGAAGGAGUAUGCAGCCUGGCAGUGACCAGAACCAUUUCUGCCAGCCCACUGAUGUGGCCGUGGACCCCAGCACUGGCGCUGUCUUCGUGGCAGACGGUUACUGCAACAGUCGGAUCAUGCAGUUUUCACCAAGCGGCAAGUUCGUCACCCAGUGGGGAGAAGAGUCUUCUGGGAGUACUCCUAAGCCAGGCCAGCUCAGUGUUCCUCACAGUCUGGCCCUGGUGCCUCACUUGGACCAGUUGUGUGUGGCAGACAGGGAAAAUGGCCGGAUCCAAUGUUUCAGAACUGACACCAAAGAAUUUGUGAGAGAGAUUAAACAUGCGUCAUUUGGAAGAAAUGUAUUCGCAAUUUCAUAUAUACCAGGUUUGCUCUUUCUGGUAAAUGGGAAGCCUUACUUUGGAGACCACGAACCUGUCCAAGGUUUUGUGCUGAACUUUACCAGUGGGGAAAUUAUAGAUGUCUUCAAGCCAGUACGCAAGCACUUUGAUAUGCCCCAUGACAUUGUUGCCUCUGAAGACGGGAAUGUGUAUAUUGGAGAUGCGCACACGAACACUGUGUGGAAGUUCACCCUGACCGAAAGUAGGUUGUCUUUGUCUCAUCGCGCUUUGCAUACUGUGAACUCUUCUUUCCCUGAAGAAGCCGAGGCAGUUGUUGAAUCCAAAAUGGAGAACAACCCCACCUCCUCAGAAUUGCAGAAGAUGCAAGAGAAACAGAAACUGAUCAAAGAGCCAGGCUCGGGAGUGCCCGUGGUUCUCAUUACAACCCUUCUGGUUAUUCCUGUGGUUGUCCUGCUGGCCAUUGUCAUGUUUAUUCGGUGGAAAAAAUCAAGGGCCUUUGGAGAUUCUGAACACAAACUCGAAUCAAGUUCUGGAAGAGUACUGGGAAGAUUCAGAGGUAAAGGAAGUGGAGGCUUAAAUCUUGGAACUUUCUUUGCAAGCCGUCAAGGCUACAGCAGAAAAGGGUUUGACCGCCUCAGUACAGAGGGGAGUGACCAAGAGAAAGAUGAAGAUGAUGGAAGCGAAUCGGAGGAGGAGUACUCCGCCCCGCUGCCCACACCUGCACCUUCCUCCUGAACUCCAGGCCCUCCUGUAGGUUGAGUGGAGUUUACCAAGGAUGCCCAGACUCCUUUCCCUUUAGUGUGUGUAAAGUUCUGUGCAUUUGAUUGUAACUGUACUAGUCUAUGUGGGACUGUACACACCUUAUUUACUUCAUUUGGUUAUGUUGGCUUCUGUUUCUAGGUGAGGGGUUUCCUAACAGUUCACUACAGUGCCAUUGUCUUUAUAUGAACUUAGAGUAGAGAGGCUGCCCUCCUCCUCCAUCACAGCACUCCUGUCCCAGGAUGGAAGUACCGCUCAGUUACAUUUGGAGACUUUUUUUGUGGAUGUAAAUAGCCCCAUUCUCUGCUUGAACACAGUAUUUUCCCAAUCCACACCCCUUGCCAGUGUCUUUCUUUGGUGCCUUUCCUGUUCAGCAUUCUCAGCCUGUGGCAGUAAAGAGAAACUUUGUGCUACACGACAAAAAGCUGCUAAAUCUCCUUCUAUUUUUUUAAAAUCACUAACAUUAUAUUGCAAUGAGAGAAAUUUUAAAAAGUCUCUAUUGAAAUUCUUUUUUUAAAUUUCUCUUCAGUUGGUGUGUUUCCGGGAUGUCUUAUUUUUAGAUGGUUACACUGUUAGAACACUAUUUUUCGGAAUCUGAAUGUAAUUUGUGUAAUAAAGUGUUUUCAGAGCAUUAGCA